Molecule: messenger RNA, 1105 nt
Organism: Belonocnema kinseyi
Lineage: Eukaryota; Metazoa; Arthropoda; Insecta; Hymenoptera; Cynipidae
Product: calcium and integrin-binding protein 1-like
Exons: 4
Coding region: 281-757 (158 amino acids)
Molecular function (GO): calcium ion binding
Source: RefSeq, a predicted model, not a curated record
ACAGAAUUUUAUUAAAGUAUGAAAAAUCCAAUAGUGUUACUCAUUCUGAACAGCUUUUAUAAAUCGACAUAUCCGUGUUACGAUAAGAUAAGUAACGCAGGAACCUGAUUAAUAGCUUAGCUGAUAGGUAUCGCUGCUCUACUUCACGAGUGUAUGUCAUGUCAUCAAUAUUUCCAAACCCGAACUCAAAAGCCGAUUCCCUAAAAGAAAUAGGUUUCAUUUAAUUUUAAAAAAAAAACUAACUUUUUUGAAAUAUAUAAAAUUUAAGAAAUUAAUAAAUAUGGGAAACUCAAAUUCUAACUUGAAGGAACUAACACCCGAAAUGCUGGACGAAUAUGCAGAACUCACAUAUUUGAGUAAAGCAGAAAUACUUUAUACGUAUAACCAGAUUCAACAAGGAGAUCCGAAAUACUUAAAAAAUGACAUAAAUUACAGAUUUUCUAUGGAACGUGUUUUAAAAGUAAUUCCUCAAUUGCAACACAAUCCAUUUCGAGAGUCAAUAUUUCGUGUAUUUUCGUCCAAGCAAGAUGGAAAAAAGAGUUUCGAAGAUUUGUUGGAUCUCUGCUCAGCAUUAUCUACAAAUUCCCUGGGAAAUAUUCAAGCUGCAUGGGCCUUUCACAUUUUUGGCUCUCAAAGAGUUGGAUCUCGUUCAAGCUGGAUGCAUUUCACCACAAGGGUUCGAACACAACGUCUCCAGACUACCGGAAUUUACUCCCACAUUUCGAUUUAUGCCCUAAUUAAAGAAUUAGUAAUUUAAAAAUUAAAAAGAAACAUACGUUAAGUUUAAAACAGAAUUACGAUCCCUGAGCCGGUACCUCUGGAAAUUUUUCAAUGUACCUUUACCGAGGUUCUGGUGGUUUGGAACCCACCUUAAGCUGUAGGUCCCCCCAUUGUAUACUUGACUGCAACCCAGUCCGUCAAUGAUGGGGUAAAAGCCAGCCUUCAUCCAAUAUUUCUGGACAGACUACUCUCAUCAGAUCACUUGAUUGCAUUAUAAAAAUGCGUCUGUGACUGAUGAUAUAUACCGGAACAGCCUCGUGCAAAAAUGAUCAAAUAAAAAUCCAACUCUACCCAAAAAUGCCUUCGGCAUAUUGGGCAGUCUUAG